This is a messenger RNA of Aspergillus melleus, 642 nucleotides long. Its product is annotated as cutinase family protein. Gene Ontology annotation, cellular component: extracellular region. Gene Ontology annotation, molecular function: cutinase activity. The transcript has 3 exons. The coding region runs from base 1 to 642 and encodes 213 amino acids. Gene Ontology annotation, biological process: carbohydrate catabolic process. The record is from RefSeq and is a predicted model, not a curated record. NCBI's taxonomy places the organism in Eukaryota, Fungi, Ascomycota, Eurotiomycetes, Eurotiales, Aspergillaceae.
AUGAAGCUCCAACUCCUCUCCGCUGCCCUGGCCGGUCUGGCCGCCGCUAGCCCUAUGGCCCUGGAAGAACGUCAAUCCAGCUCCGGCAACGAACUCCGCAACGGCGACUGCCAGCCCGUCACCUUCAUCUUCGCCCGUGCCUCCACGGAAAUCGGACUCCUGGGCGCCUCCACCGGCCCAUCUGUCUGCAGCAAGCUGAAGGCGGCGAACAGCGACGGCGUCGCGUGCCAGGGCGUGGGCCCUAAGUACCGCUCUACACUGGGCGAUAAUGCCCUGCCGAAGGGAACCUCGCAGGUGGCCAUCGACGAAGCCAAGGAGUUGUUUGAGCUCGCGGCCGAGAAGUGCCCCGAUACGCAGAUUGUGGCGGGAGGUUAUAGUCAAGGAACAGCCGUCAUGCACGGCGCAAUCCCCGAGCUCUCCGACGCCCUGAAAGACCAGAUCAAAGGCGUCGUGCUGUUCGGCGAUACCCGCAACAAGCAGGAUAACGAGCAAAUCCCGGACUUCCCCAAGGACAAGAUCAAGAUCUACUGUGCCACGGGCGACCUGGUCUGCGAGGGCACGCUGAUCGUCGCGCCGCCGCAUUUCUCGUACCUGGGGGAUACGACUGAUGCGACGGAGUUCUUGACUGGGAAGUUGGAGUAA